This is a messenger RNA of Schistocerca piceifrons (Central American locust), 983 nucleotides long. Its product is annotated as rRNA N6-adenosine-methyltransferase METTL5-like. Gene Ontology annotation, cellular component: SOSS complex; nucleus; nucleoplasm. Gene Ontology annotation, molecular function: rRNA (adenine-N6-)-methyltransferase activity; nucleic acid binding. The record is from RefSeq and is a predicted model, not a curated record. The coding region runs from base 324 to 962 and encodes 212 amino acids. NCBI's taxonomy places the organism in Eukaryota, Metazoa, Arthropoda, Insecta, Orthoptera, Acrididae. Gene Ontology annotation, biological process: DNA repair; rRNA methylation. The transcript is spliced from 3 exons.
ACUGUUCAGAGUGAAAGUUUAGCGUGUGAGAUGCGUAGUGCAAUUAUUGCGUAACGUAGACAUGUCGUUCCAGCAAAUAAAUUCUCGACAAGAUCUUGCAAGCAGGAAGAUACUUGAAGAAAUCCAGUUAAAGAAACAGAUGCUUUUGAAGCAAGCCAUCGUCGAUGUCAGCUGAAGCCCAUAUGCUUUCUCCAUCACAGAGAGUUGCUAUGCAGCAAGCCAAUUCCAUGUCAUUUGGUUUCUUUAUUACUCAGGAUUCACUAUUUGGCAACCUUAUACUACCAGUGCUUCCUCGCUUUCACAAGUAGAUAAACUAUUGUAAAAUGGCGUGCUUGAAAUUAAAAGAACUUGAAUCUUGGCUUCAAGAUAUUGACAUUUUUGAAAAACCAAAGGUGUGGCUAGAGCAAUAUGCGACCUCUCCACACAUCGGUAGCCGUAUGCUAUAUACAAUGCAGUCUUGUUAUGGAGACAUAGCAGGGAAGUUGGUAGCAGAUUUGGGCUGCGGAUGUGGUGUUCUUUCGGCAGGUGCUGCAAUGCUUGAUGCAGCACAGUGUGUGGGAUUUGAGAUAGAUACUGAUGCUUUAAGUAUUUUUUCGCAAAACAUAUCAGAACUUGAACUUACAAACGUUGAUGUAGUGCAGUGUGAUGUGACUAAUGGGUUGCCAGUAUGUUUUGACAAAGUGUUUGAUGUUGUUGUUAUGAAUCCACCAUUUGGUACAAAACGCAAUCAAGGUGUAGAUGUUAAGUUUCUUGAAGUGGCUGUGAAAUUAGCCAGUGAGGCAGUUUAUUCUCUUCAUAAAACCUCAACAAGAGAAUACAUCCUAAAUAAAGCCUCAAACUGGAACAUGAAAGCUGAAGUUCUAGCAGAGCUGCGUUUCAAUUUACCAGCUUCAUAUAAAUUUCACAAAAAGAGUUGUGUUGACAUCGAUGUUGAUUUCAUUAGAUUUUCAUUUUUAUCAUAAAAUAAAUAAUGUAUGUCAGUA